AUGGGUGCAAGCCUGUCGGCGUUGCUGCGACUCGCCAACAAUGACACCAUCGACGACGGCGAGCGGACGACGGAGGUGCACAAGUUCAACCCCCACGGUGACACGUGGAUCCAGGUCGUCUACACCAACGAGGGGAACACCAUGGAGAGUGUCCUCGACAUGUACGACGAGAUGCUGAAGGACGAGGUCGACAAAUUUGUCAGUCUAGAUCUCGAGUACAACUGGAACCAAGACAAGAUCGCGGUCAUUCAGCUUGCCAUCAAGGAACACGUCCUCAUCUUCCACCUAAUCAGGUGCAAAGACAGGAUCAACAGGCUGAAGAAUUUCCUUUGGGACAAGGGAUAUACUUUCGUCGGUGUGGACAUAAGGACAGACAGAUGGUUGCUGGACAAACAAUGGUUGUACAUUCCAGAUGGCAAACACCUUGACCUUCAGGACAUGUUCAUGCUUCCAGGUCGUCCCAGAACUGGUAUGGCUGCUAUGGCUGAACAUCUCAUCCACCCCAAGUACGCCGACAUGAAGACGAAGUUCGUGACGGACUAUGAAAAGCGCGAAGGCCAUUCCUUCUGGGAAUACAAGCCACUUGCGGACAUGAACCUCGAGUAUGCUGCUACUGAUGCAUAUGUCAGCUAUGAGCUCUAUCGCAUUAUCACCUUAGUGAACUAG
Messenger RNA from Lolium perenne, 666 nucleotides. RefSeq lists its product as uncharacterized. Gene Ontology annotation, biological process: nucleobase-containing compound metabolic process. Gene Ontology annotation, molecular function: 3'-5' exonuclease activity; nucleic acid binding. Gene Ontology annotation, cellular component: cytoplasm; nucleus. Lineage: Eukaryota; Viridiplantae; Streptophyta; Magnoliopsida; Poales; Poaceae. The record is from RefSeq and is a predicted model, not a curated record.